Humulus lupulus (European hop) is the source of this 1121-nucleotide messenger RNA. Its product is annotated as protein MOR1-like. Gene Ontology annotation, cellular component: spindle pole; centrosome; microtubule plus-end. Gene Ontology annotation, biological process: microtubule polymerization; mitotic spindle organization; establishment or maintenance of microtubule cytoskeleton polarity. The coding region runs from base 301 to 828 and encodes 175 amino acids. The record is from RefSeq and is a predicted model, not a curated record. NCBI's taxonomy places the organism in Eukaryota, Viridiplantae, Streptophyta, Magnoliopsida, Rosales, Cannabaceae. The transcript has 9 exons. Gene Ontology annotation, molecular function: microtubule plus-end binding; microtubule plus end polymerase activity.
UGUUACACAACAGUGAACACUUUUUGUGAAGCUGUAGGUCCUGGAUUUAUUUUUGAAAGAGUAAGUCUUACAUUUAAAUAAUUUCUGUAGAGAAGUUUGUUUGCACUUCUCUUGUGAACUUCUGAAGCAGGGAUGAAACAUAUUAGGUUCUAAAUUGAUUGGAACUUGUAUUUCUUUUCUUUGAUUGCUUUUUUUAUUUUUUAUAAUCCAAUAAAAGUCAAGGAAUUCUUUGUAUUGUAGCUUUACAAGAUACUGAAAGAGCACAAGAAUCCCAAGGUUCUUAGCGAGGGGCUACUGUGGAUGGUUUCAGCAGUGGACGAUUUUGGCAUCUCACAUUUGAAACUUAAGGAUUUAAUUGAUUUUUGUAAAGAUACUGGACUGCAGUCAAGUGUAGCUGCUACUAGAAUUUUUUCUGUCAAGCUUUUGGGUGUUUUGCAUAAAUUUGUCGGCCCAGAUAUUAAAGGGUUUCUUUCUGAUGUUAAACCUGCACUUCUUAGUGCACUGGAUACGGAUACGGAGUAUGAGAAGAAUCCAUUUGCGGGUGCAGCAGCAGCUCCAAAGAGAACUAUUAAAUCAGCAGAACCUACAUCUGCAUCUUCUGGUGGACUAGAUGGCCUGCCACGGGAAGAUAUUAGUGGGAAUAUUACACCUACCCUGCUUAAAGGCUUAGAAAGUACUGAUUGGAAGGCUCGCUUGGAGUCAAUUGAAGCUGUGAAUAAAGUUUUGGAAGAGGCUAACAAGCGCGUCCAACCCAAUGGAACUGCUGAAUUGUUUGGUGCUCUAAGGGGUCGUCUAGGUGACAGCAACAAAAAUUUAGUCAUCGUUUAAGGAUACCCUUUUGAAAGGGAGAAAUGCAAUAUUACAAGGUGUUUGUCCACACAUUUUUGGACUCUUCACUGUAAAGCUUGCAGUUGCAUUAACACUUAUUGGAGGUGUGCAACAUGUUGAUGCUUCUGGAACCAAGGUACGAGGAGAGUCUCAUUUACUUUUGGUUGGAGACCCAGGUACCGGGAAAUCUCAGUUCUUGAAAUUUGCUGCAAAGUUAAGUAACAGAUCUGUUGUCACUACUGGCUUAGGAAGCACUAGUGCUGGACUCACUGUCACUGCAGUCAAGGAUGGAG